UCAUUCACUUUUCUGGGACCUUAACCUUAUCUAUCCGACCCCUGUGGAGCGAGGAAGUGAUGAGAGGGAACAAAGCAUGAAUUCCCUGUGGCUCCACAAUGCAAAUCCAACAAUACACACACUCCACUUUCACUCUCACACCAGAACCACCACCACCACCACCACCCGUUAUUCCCUUUCAUCAAAGAAACCCCUUCUCCUCCAUCAACGAUUCCGAUGUUCCAUCGAGAUCGACAUGGUCAAGAACAACCAAGGCAUCUACGCUCCCAAACACGACAAAGUGGUAGUUCUCUGGGACCUCGACAACAAACCCCCGCGGGGCCCACCCUACAACGCCGCCGUUGCCCUCAAACAAGUAGCGGAGCGGUUCGGCGAUGUGGUCGAAAUCUCAGCCUACGCGAACCGCCACGCGUUCAUCCACCUCCCGCAGUGGGUGGUGGAGGAACGCCGCGAACGGAAGCAGCUCGACAUCAUGGAACGCAAGCGCGUGGUGACACCUUCGGAGCCUUACACGUGCGGCGUGUGCGGGCGCAAAUGCAAGACGAACAUGGACCUGAAGAAGCACUUCAAGCAACUCCACCAGCGCGAGCGCCAGAAGAAGCUGAACCGGGCUCGUUCCCUCAAGGGGAAAGCCAAACAGCGGUUCAUGGAACGGUUCAUUCGCGGGAACCACAAGUACAACGAAGCUGCGAGGUCUCUCGUUACGCCUAAGGUUGGUUAUGGGCUUGCUUCGGAGUUGCGUCGCGCUGGUGUGUUCGUUAAAACGGUUGAGGAUAAGCCUCAGGCUGCGGAUUGGGCACUUAAGAGGCAAAUGCAACACUCUAUGAGUAGAGGGAUUGAUUGGUUGUUUUUGGUUUCCGAUGAUUCGGAUUUUUCGGAUAUGUUAAGGAGGGCCAGGGAGGCGAAUUUGGGGACCGUUGUUGUUGGGGAUUGGGACAGGGCGUUGAGGCGGCAUUGUGAUUUGUGGGUUCCUUGGAUUGGGGUUGAGAAUGGUGAGAUUUCGGAGACGGAUUUGAUUCCCAAAAUUAGGGGAAGAGAAGAGGGUUUUGUGAAAGAUGGAUUGGAACAAGAUUAUGAUUAUAUGUUGGUCAAUAGUGAGGAUGAAGAGGACACUGAAGAAGGAGAAGAUGUGUUUUAUAUUAAUAGUGAGGAUGAGGAGGACACAGAACAAGAAGAAGAAGAAGAAGAUGGGUUUUAUAUUUAUUGAACAUACUAUUGUUAGCUAGACUGGUUUGAGGUAUCAGAAUCAAUUACCCAAAUAGAGGUUCAACGAUGUUGAAUUGAGGAUACUGUUAUGUGUAGCAUCUUUUUGGCUUCGAGGGUUGUAUUGCUUCUGUUGUGGAAUGAAGUCUCUUGUUUUUGUAAUGCUGCCUGCAAUUUUUUUCACCAUUCUGCUAAAGGUUCAGGCUGGCAAUGGUAUAUUUCUGCUCUGAACGAUUUCCUUUUUUCCUCCUCCCUUGCAUAGAUUUUAUUAAUAAGAUGACAACCUUGAUUAAUAUAUAGAAAGGUUGUAGUUUGGCAUGGCCAUUGAAAUUUUUCGAGUGUCCUAUCUUACAUGCUUGAGUUUAAUAUGGUUAUGUUUUGUUGUUUACAGUUUGUGUGGAGAGCAAACUGAUGCCCUUCCUUUUUCUUUGGACUUGCACUUAAUUUCACCUUGUUCUAACUAACCU
This is a messenger RNA of Gastrolobium bilobum, 1670 nucleotides long. RefSeq lists its product as uncharacterized. Bases 77 to 1207 code for a protein of 376 amino acids. NCBI's taxonomy places the organism in Eukaryota, Viridiplantae, Streptophyta, Magnoliopsida, Fabales, Fabaceae. The record is from RefSeq and is a predicted model, not a curated record. The transcript has a single exon.